AUCGUGCGCCCACAUGUGGACAGGUCACAGGGCUAACGGGGCUGCUGGACGCCGGGUAGUUUGUCAAAUGAAAUCCUUGCAGUUGUUGAGUAAUUUCUCUCACACUGGUGAUUUUUUAGCAAAGAGGACGCGGCUCGACGGACAGAAGCACAGGCAGACAUGUCGUACUGCAGACAAGAGGGUAAAGAUCGCAUCAUCUUUGUGACCAAGGAAGACCACGAGACGCCCAGCAACGCUGAGCUGAUUGCAGAUGACCCCAACGAUCCCUAUGAGGAGCAAGGCCUGAUCCUGCCAAAUGGAGACAUCAACUGGAACUGCCCGUGCCUGGGUGGCAUGGCCAGCGGACCGUGUGGCUCUCAGUUCAAAGAGGCCUUUUCCUGCUUCCACUACAGUAAGGAAGAGGUAAAGGGCUCCGAGUGCAUCGACUACUUCCGUAACAUGCAAGAGUGCAUGCAGAGGUACCCUGAGCUCUAUCCUCAGGAGGAAGAUAAAGAAAGCUCCGCCCAAGCAGAGUCCGAAGCUGGUCCUGACUCUGCUGCCCCGACUGAGGGCUCUGCCUUAUCCCCCGAAACUGACGCUCCCCUUUCCACUUCAGAUGUCUCAUCUGACGGCGUGUCCCCUACAGACAGUCAGACUGCCAGCUAAGGUCGAUCACUCGUCAUCCACAGGCUCUUGUUCCCUGUGUGCAAACACUGCCCAGCAUGAAUAACUCUCCAUGAGGAAGUCUGAUUGGUUUCUUCUCCCGUCGAAGCCUACAGAGAGGGCUUAGACUGACACAGCUCUGACACUCGCAGGCAGUAUUUACAAAGGCUAUCCGAGGAGGACUUUGUGAAUGCAGUAAAAUGUAGCGUAUGUACAAAAGUAUAUACUGCUUCAUUUGCUGAGCACUCAAACAUCAGUGGAUGAUAUGAUUUAAUGACAGCAGGCCAGGCUAUUUGCCGCAGGAACAUUAGCUCAAAGACUCACUUUAUAUGCAAUAGGUAAAUUAAUUUGCUGCGUGUUCUCGCGUCACCAGAAGAGUUGUUCAUUAUGUUUGUUGUCCUGUUAAGGUCGAUUGGUCAGGAUUAUCACUUAGCAGGGAUUCAUCACUAAUUGCUCCAUUUGACAAAUCUGAGCAGUAAUCACUAUGUUUUGUUUUUUUUUUUCUUCAGCUUUUCUUAGAAAUUUACUUCGACUCAAUACAGUUUUCACAGUUUAACAGUUGAAACCCUUUGCAUUUCCAUCACUUGAGAGACCAAAACAAAGCUAAUCUGUAAGAAAACAAGGCUACUGUAACAGCUUCUGUGCAGUGGUCAUUACAUUGAUAUUAACACUGAUGUUUUAACUGUGUUUGUUGACAUCUUGUAGUAACUGCAGGCUCUCCAUCUAGAUCUGUUUCCGCAUGAACGAUGGUUGUCAUUUGUGUUAACUGACACUGUAUCUGGCCUAGACCAAAGUGGUUUGUAACGUUUAACUGUUGUUGCAUAAAUGUUUUUGCUGUCUCAACACUGUCUAGAGUCUCCAGUUCGGAUGCUGUGGUCAUCGUUGAGUGUCAUUCAGGCCUUAAAAGACGUUAUGGUAUUUACCAGACAUGUCCAGAUUAAAAUGAUCGUCGAAAGAUUUCAA
Messenger RNA from Xiphias gladius (swordfish), 1605 nucleotides. It is a transcript of the gene chchd4a, whose product is annotated as coiled-coil-helix-coiled-coil-helix domain containing 4a. Gene Ontology annotation, cellular component: mitochondrial intermembrane space. Gene Ontology annotation, biological process: protein import into mitochondrial intermembrane space. Lineage: Eukaryota; Metazoa; Chordata; Actinopteri; Istiophoriformes; Xiphiidae. The transcript has 3 exons. Gene Ontology annotation, molecular function: protein-disulfide reductase activity. The record is from RefSeq and is a predicted model, not a curated record. Bases 160 to 645 code for a protein of 161 amino acids.